AGUUGAGAAAAUGAGAUCCAUAAAUUCCAAAAUUAGGUAGCAAACGUAGACGAAAGGUAUUCAUAUAUGAAGCUGAAGUCAUCAAUACUUACUUUGGCGGGAAAUGGCCACCGCCGUCCCCGCCGUCUCCGGCCCAGAAUCUUUCGCCUCCUCCGCGUCCUACCUUGAGCGUCUCCUCCUCCUAACUCGACGACGCAAGCUGCCCAAGCCCAUCCAUGCCCACGCCCUCCGCCUCGGCCUCGCCCAUAACUCACACCUCCUCUGUCUUCUCCUCGCCUCCUACUUCGAUGUUGGUCAAUCCUCCCACGCUCUCCUCCUCUUCCGCGCUGCCCAUCAAUCGGACAACAUCUUUCUCUGGAACACCGUUAUUAGAGGCCUCGUCUCCGCCCAACAAAUGGAAGACGCCGUCCGUUCCUUCACCCUCAUGAGGCUGGAAGGUCCAUCGCCCGACAACUUCACGGUGCCUUUAGUCCUCAAGGCCUGCGCGAGGCUUCUGCACGCUGGACUUGGAAUGCAGAUACAUGCCCAUAUUCUAAAAGCGGCGCUUGAGGAAGAUGUUUUCGUCAAGACGAGUUUGAUCUCCUUUUACGGAAGAUGUGGCUUCCUGGAUUACGCCGAGAGGCUGUUCGAGGAAAUGCCUGUUAGAAAUGUUGUUUCUUGGACUUCGAUUAUUAGCGUGUAUCUUACUGAUGGGAGGCUAGAGGAGGCCAUCAACAUGUUCAGAAGGUUGUUGUCUGCGGGUUUAGCACCGGAUAGUUUUACUUUGGUCAGGAUAGUGACUGCUUGUUCACAGUUAGGGGACUCAAAGACUGGGGAAUGGAUACAUAGAUUCGUGGAAGACCAUGGAUUGAACAGGAAUUUGUUCGUUGCCACUUCACUGGUGAACAUGUAUGCUAAAUUUGGAAGCAUGAACAAGGCUCAAGUUGUAUUUGAUGAGAUGGUGGAAAAAGAUGUUGUGUGCUGGAGUGCGAUGAUAUGUGGGUAUUCAUCUAAUGGGCUUCCUCGAGAGGCCUUAGACCUGUUUUUAAAAAUGCAAACUGCCAACCUCGUACCUGAUUGCUAUACCAUGGUCGGAGUGCUUUCAGCUUGUGCCAGAUUGGGAGCUCUUGAAUUAGGCAGACAAGUAAGUCAAUUAAUGGAUGCAAAAGACUUCCUUAUGAACCCUGUAUUAGGGACAGCAUUAAUCGAUAUGUAUACAAAAUGUGGAAGUGUUACUCAAGCCUGGAGUAUCUUUAAGUGGAUGGUGGAAAAAGACCUUAUAGUUUGGAAUUCAAUGAUUUCUGGCCUUGCUAUGACUGGCUAUGGGAAGCUGUCAUUUGGUCUUUUCACUCAACUUGAGAAGAUGGGAAUUCAACCUGAUGAGAACACUUUCAUUGGACUUCUUUGCAGCUGUUCACAUACUGGGCUAGUGGACGAUGGCAAGCGAUUUUUCAAUAGCAUAAGCAGCAUCUACUCUUUGAAACCCAGAGUUGAGCACUAUGGUUGUAUGGUUGAUCUGUUUUGUCGUGCAGGUUUGCUAGAGGCGGCAUAUCAGUUGAUCAAUGAAAUGCCUAUGGAGGCUAACGCUGUUGUCUGGGGUGCAAUGCUUGGUGGCUGCAAGCUGCAUCGUGACACUAAAAUGGCUGAGCAUGUGUUGAAGAAACUUAUUUACUUAGAGCCUGAAAACUCUGGGAACUAUGUUCUGCUAUCCAAUAUCUAUUCGGCAAAUGGGAGAUGGGAUAACUCUGCAAAGUUGAGGUUGCUCAUGAAAGAAAAAGGAAUACAAAAGACACCUGGUUGUAGUUGGGUUGAGUUGAAAGGCAUCAUACAUGAGUUCCAUGUAGGGGAUACAUCACAUCCACUGGCCAAAGAAAUUUAUUUUAAGCUUGAUGAGUUGGAUAAGAAGUUAAAAGAAAAGGGGUUCAUGCCAACAACAGAAGUAGUUCUCUUUGACAUAGAAGAGGAAGAGAAAGAGCUUUCAGUUGGACAUCAUAGUGAAAAGUUGGCAAUUGCUUUUUGUCUAAUCAGUACUGAAACUGAAGACACAAUCAGAGUGGUGAAAAACCUUCGCAUAUGCAACGAUUGUCAUGCGGCAAUAAAACUCAUAUCAGAUGUCACCAAACGUGAGAUAGUAAUUCGAGACAAUAACAGAUUCCACUGUUUUAAAGAUGGUUUCUGUUCUUGUAAUGAUUAUUGGUGAAAUAACAUAAUCUUAUUGAUAUUUAAGACAAGGGGUUAAAAAGAUCGAAAUUACUGAGCUACUAUAAAUCAUGAUGUCAACCAAUUUCUUGUUUUCUUUCCUUGUUGAUUGAUGUACCUGAACAGAUGAAGUUACUUUAUUAUUUUUUUUAAAAAAGAGGGUGCAGCUAUUACAGCUCGAUUGAUUCUUCAAAAAACAUAUUAGGUUGAGCACAAUAUGAAAAUAAACUGUGUUCAGUAGUCAGGUGAUUGCGUCUUCUUCUAUGUAUCUACUGUAGAAAAGUUAUGAUAAUGU
This is a messenger RNA of Zingiber officinale, 2473 nucleotides long. RefSeq names its product putative pentatricopeptide repeat-containing protein At3g08820. NCBI's taxonomy places the organism in Eukaryota, Viridiplantae, Streptophyta, Magnoliopsida, Zingiberales, Zingiberaceae. The record is from RefSeq and is a predicted model, not a curated record. Bases 104 to 2179 code for a protein of 691 amino acids. Gene Ontology annotation, molecular function: zinc ion binding; protein binding; RNA binding. Gene Ontology annotation, biological process: RNA modification. The transcript has a single exon.